Molecule: messenger RNA, 3489 nt
Organism: Amoebophrya sp. A25
Lineage: Eukaryota; Dinophyceae; Syndiniales; Amoebophryaceae
Source: the annotation of a GenBank genome assembly
UUUUAGUGAAUGACGCGAAAGCUUUCUGCAAUGUAAAAUACUAGUCCAACAGAGCAGCUCUUUUAGUUUCAACUUGUAACUGAAAGUUUGGACCUCUCCAGACAUCAGAGAACCACUCGUCGCUUUCAAAUAUGGUAUACUCACAUGUUUAGCUGUAUCUAAAGCGAAUCCGAAUGCCAUUUGAUGAACUCAUCUAAUUACUUAUUCGCUAUUAGUUCAUCAUCAGCCGUGUAUAUCCGAACCCAUUUUUGAGGUUGAAAAACUAUAACCCGUUAGGUGGUUGACGUUGAGCUUGAGUACCGCCCUCUAAUGACUUUGAGCCCACGCCCUAUAAGGAGGUAAAAAAAACAAAAACAAAAAAACUAAGUCAGGGUGACGCACGUGAAUGAGCCAUCAUCUGACGAAUUUGAAACGACCACGACAGGCGGACCUGAGCAUGUCCCUUUGCCCCAUUUGGGCAGCGAACUGUUCCUUAACCAUCUUUCUCGAAUCCUAGAAGUUCCUUCAAGCUUUUCCUUUUCCCGUUGAUUGUUGAACCUAGAACAACGCCGCGACAAGAACGACCUCUAUCUUUCUUCUACGAAUACGCGUUCAUGAUUAAAUAUUGUUCCAGUAUAUCAUUUCAUUUUCAGUCGUUUUUAUUUUCCUUUGUUUACGACAAGGAUCAUCUUCGCCACGCCUUCUUCCUCCUUUUUCCUCCUCUUUGAUUCAUCUCAUAUAUCAGAGAUUGAAGUACUAGACUUCUUCCUCAAGAAGAAAAUAAAAGAUGCAGUCCCACGACGACAUUCUUUGUUGCUCCAUUCCUGUCGAGACGGAGAAGCGUCUCGAAUUGUUGGAAAUCGCGAAGGCGCGUGCCAAGGGUGCCUUCCAGACAAAAGACAUACGUUCCGCGGAAAAGCUUUAUUCUCGCUGCAUUGAGGUCGCAGACAUUCUCGGAACUGCGGGUGUGGAGGGCAAGCAUUUGCUCUAUUCCAACCGAGCGGCGGUUCGAUUGCUAAAAUGCAACUUUCAACUGGCACUAGAUGACUGCGAAGCCUGCAUGGAUCUAGAUGCGGCAUUCAUCAAAGCCCACUUCCGUACUUCACGUUCACAGCUAGUUAAAACAUGAACUGAAGAGUUUCUUGCUGAAUUUCUUUAUAUUUAUGAUGACGAAAUAUCUACUGACUUCUUGUACGUAGUUUUCCAUACAUUUCCGAACGUAUAGAUAUGUUAUCAUGGUCGUCGACGUCGUCGUUUCAGGAUAAAAGGAAGGUUCUUCUGUUGCCAAUAUUUUCUAACUACCACGUUGACCUUCGCAUUUUUUUGUAUUUGUUGAAUACAAUUAAUUUUACUACGUCUAGCGAUUCUUCAUUCUGAAUAAUACACUUGCUAAAAAUAGCCAAAUGUGUUUUUUUUUACUAUUAACUUCAGGCAAAUGCCAAGCACUUAACGGUCUUGAGCGAUUUGAGGAUGCUGUUGCAGCAGCAAAAACAGCGCUCGAAUUGCACGUGGGUAACAAAGAGCUAACAGAAAUCCUUGCAACCGCAGAAACGAAGCUGCAGGAAGCAAAAGACAAGCCCAAAAAAGUCGAAAAUCCAGACGACUAUAGACCCAAAAGGAUAGAGCCAAUUGCAGCUAGCGGAGCAGCGAAUGGAGGUGGUGGUAUAAAAACUUAUAGUUUAUAAAUCUCUCACUUUUUCUAUAAUGUUCUGGUCGCUGCCUUUCAAUAAAGAACUGUACAAGAAGAUCCACUGUUGAAAAAUAUAAUUCUGGAAUACAGUCUUAGACUAAGUCCGUGUUGAACGAAAAGAUGAACUACAUCUACAACAGCUGAAGAAGAGACGAGCUCGCCUUCGAAGAAGAAGUGCCCUAGUGAGGAAAAUGCCAUGCGAGGUUACAAGAAGACGGCCGAUGGCAAAACCACGUCUUAUUUCCAUACGGAGCUGUCAGCUGAAGCGAAGGCCCUUAUCGGCGAUUGUAGACCUCAAAAGUUAGAGGGUUCCAGUUCCACGACGUCAACGGCUGGUGGAGCGGGGAGCGCAUGGAACCAAGCUGGUACUUUCAUUUCUUUGAUUUGAAUAUCAUCUUCUCGAUUGUGAUUGAUUAGUUGGUAAAAAUGCACGAAAGGGAAAGAUAAUAUUUUUACGAAAACUAAUCAUCUUCGCCGCAAAUUAGUAUUAGACCUCCACCUCUUGUUCAUCAUCAUGUUAAGCAAUAACCAAAAACCAAAAGGUACUUUCGAGGAACGGAAUUUCACUACUUGGUUCUCUGAAGCGGUUAAAAAGGACGUGAAGGGCAAAUUUACGAUAAAAUGUAAAAAGACCCCAAGUGAUGAGUCCGUUUUGUCUUUCAGCGUGACCAACGUGAGCGGAAAUGCGCAGAUCACGAGCUCCCGUGGCAAGCUUCGGCACUUGGUAGAUUGUACCAUCGAACUAAAAUGGAAGUUUCCGGUUCCCUCUACUACAGCUGGUGCGUCCUCCGCCACUGAAGAAGGUGAACCUCCUGCAUCUACGACUCUUGAGACUACGAAGUACUGUCGGGGCACGAUGAAGCUGGAGAGCGACGGCGCAGGCGAGUACGAUAUCAACACGACAGCAGGCGAAAACCAACAUUUAGCGAAAUCUCUUGUGAACCAACACAUCCUCCAAGGUGAUCGCACACUCCAAGACCAGGUAGUCGCAAAAAUUCGAGCGGUCGAAGCAGAAUUCAGGAAGCAGAAUCCGUUUGCGAGGUGAGGGUGACCAGGACCAUAUAGAUGUAGGCCAUCAUAAAGCUGACCAGCAUGGUCGUGUGGUGAUGUAGGCCAUCAUAAAGCUGAGCAACAUCGUGUGUGGAUGUGCGAUGCAGUAAAUCAUCGAAUUUCAAUAUCGAGACUCAAGAGAAUGCCGGAUUUUUUGAGAUGAUCGCGGGGAGAAAUGUAGUAUUGGACAUGGAAGACUUUCAAAUGAACCAAGGGGCUGUAGCGGUCAAGGUAAUCCGAGUAGUUACGAGAUGAAUAAGACGAUUUUUCUAAAUCUUUGCCAGACUCUAUGACCUGAUGCAGGAGUGAGGUGGAGCAACUACGGCGGAUGCAGACGAAUGCGAUGAAGAAAAAAAUGAAGAUACAAUAGCACAGCACCGCCAUCCUUACAGCCGCUGUAAUGACUUGAUCCUUAGUUUUUUAUUACUUAUAGAUACUCCUUACGCCUUGGCAUUCAAUUUUUUCGACAUCAUUUCUAUUGACGCGGGACGCUAACUCUGACUCCUUCAAUCAUUCUCACACUUACGUUCCGCUUAGGAGCGUAAUGUGUAUCUCAAUCUAGACCAACAAAUCCUGUUGGUGUAACUACACCAGCCCCCUCCAAUAGUGUACGUCGCAAAAAGCUGCUGCAUGAUGCCCCUCGUUGUUCACGUGGUGCCAAAGCUUCAACACCGAUUUUUGCAACGGCGAGAACGAAUAAUCCACCAAGAACAAAUGUGUCUCCAUCAUAUUCAAGCUGUCGUGGUCAGUGUCAGUCUGUCUGUGCGAAU